GUGGAAGAACAAGGACAGCAUCUAUUAAUUGAUGGGAAAAGAGAAAUAUUAGGAGACACCGUCGGCCGUCGGAUUUCCUCCUCUUCUUCUUCAAUCCUCCCCCCUAUAAAUACCCGAUUCCCCUUCCCAUUUCUUCAUCACAAAAUCGAAACUACCCUCUUUUUCUCCUCCUCAUUGUCGUCGUCUUCCCCAACCUUGAUCUUUGAAAAUGGCCACUGACUCGAAUCCGAUUACGUCCUCUAACUCCGACGCCGACCAGAUCGCCAAGCCGAAGCCCUCCGGCCUCCUCCAUGAAAACGAGGAACUCCGCAAGGUUUUCGACCGCUUCGAUUCGAAUGGCGACGGCAGGAUCUCCAUCACCGAGCUCGAUUCCGUCCUCAAGUCCUUAGGCUCUGCCAUCCCCUACGAGGAGCUACGUGGCAUCAUGGAGGAUCUCGACUACGAUAAGGACGGUUUCAUCAACAUAGACGAGUUCGCCGCCUUCUGCAAGGAACCGAUGGCCUCCGACGAGGCUGGAUUGUCGGAGCUUCGUGACGCCUUCGACCUCUACGAUCAGGACCACAACGGCCUCAUCUCUCACUCCGAGCUCCAUCUCGUCCUCACUCGCCUCGGAAUCAAUUACUCCAUUGAAGACUGUCAACGAAUGAUCCACACGGUCGAUUCCGAUGGCGAUGGAAAUGUCAAUUUCGAAGAGUUUAGGAAGAUGAUGAGCGCAACUAACAAAUCCAAGGCGGCGGGGCCCUAGCCCUAGCCCUAGCUUUCCGUAAGUUAUUAGCAAUUAGCUAUGUGACAGGUAACGAAGUCGAUUUCUAUCCUUCGUUCCUUUUCCAUUUUUCGUUUCGCUUCAUUUCGUUUCUCAUUUCUCCUUAAUCUGAAUCUAUGUAUUCAUGUAUCCAAGUGUUCCUGUUUUCAAUUUUCCGAAUGUAACAUGAAAUUCGGAUCUGGUUCUGUUCUCCCGCCAUUAAUGCCGAUCUUUAAUUUCAACUCUUGUUCA
Molecule: messenger RNA, 994 nt
Organism: Cucurbita pepo subsp. pepo (vegetable marrow)
Lineage: Eukaryota; Viridiplantae; Streptophyta; Magnoliopsida; Cucurbitales; Cucurbitaceae
Product: putative calcium-binding protein CML27
Molecular function (GO): calcium ion binding
Source: RefSeq, a predicted model, not a curated record